Molecule: messenger RNA, 988 nt
Organism: Adelges cooleyi (spruce gall adelgid)
Lineage: Eukaryota; Metazoa; Arthropoda; Insecta; Hemiptera; Adelgidae
Exons: 7
Coding region: 182-922 (246 amino acids)
Source: RefSeq, a predicted model, not a curated record
UUUCUUAUAGUAGGUACUGCGCUAAUUCAUACUAUUUGAAUCACAGUCACCAAUCAAUAAUACAAUACUCAAAUUACAUUAUAAAAUCUUCAUAAGUAUCGAAUAGUUUCAAAACAGUUUUUAUUUCCAAAACUUACAAUUUAACAUUCUGAAUCUGAGUUUAUUUUUUUGAUAAAUUAACAUGUAUUUGAAAAGUAUACUGUUUUUCUACGUGGCGUCUUUCUUUUUCCAAUGUCAAGGUGUCCUUCCAACUGAAGAACAGAUUACUAUGAUUAAAGACUUGAUCGCGCCAAAAUUGGACCACGAUGGCAAAAUGAACUUUAGUCAAUUAAAUGAAGUAGUACUCCAAGUACAACAAAAAAUCUACGAAAAAUAUGGCAUAACCAAUGAAAAUAAUAUUGAUUUCGGUUUUCAAUAUGACAAUGAUCAAGUUGAAAUCGCCAUCCUAUCGUAUAUAGCUAUAGGAAAACCAGAAUUAAAUAGAUUGGUUAGAGACAUAGUCGAGAAUAAUUUGGGGCCAGAAACCUUCGUACCAUUUAAGAAAAUAAAAGCUAUAUGUGUCAAAGUAGCUAAGGCAGUUAAUAUAACACCCAGAGACUUCACCAGUAUUGAUGUGUUUAGAAGGCUGGAAUUAAAAUCAAACCGUAUGUUUCGAAAGGAUUAUGUUGUAACCUUAGCCCUAGCGUUUGCUGCUACAAAAGAACCGGGAAUACGUGAAAUAGUAAAAGAAAAGAUCCAGCGUUGUGAUGAUAGUCUAUUUAAAUAUUAUGAAGAAGUCAUAGCAAUAUGCACGGAAGUACAAAAUACAGCGCAUGUACCCAUGGAAUUACCUACAUAUGAGCAAUUCAUAGAGCCAUGGAAAAAUGGGUCAUACGCAGCGGAAACAGUUCAAAAUGCCAUUAUUCGACAUUAUUUUCCUUGAUAGUUUGAUUAUAACAUUAACUGUUCUCGAAUUACUGCAUGUAUGUAAUAUUUCACAUGUUCACAU